Messenger RNA from Zootermopsis nevadensis, 6622 nucleotides. RefSeq names its product Niemann-Pick type C-1a (gene Npc1a). Gene Ontology annotation, molecular function: lipid carrier activity; cholesterol binding. Lineage: Eukaryota; Metazoa; Arthropoda; Insecta; Blattodea; Termopsidae. Gene Ontology annotation, cellular component: plasma membrane. Gene Ontology annotation, biological process: sterol transport; intestinal cholesterol absorption; cholesterol homeostasis. The record is from RefSeq and is a predicted model, not a curated record.
ACCCUAAGGAUAUAGGACUGAAAGGAAGGCAGUGUUGGAUGUGGUUAGUUGAGUGCGUGUUGGUUUUUCAUUAAUAGUUACGCACAGUUUUGAGCAAAUUAAGUAAAUGUCUGCUAAUUAACAUAUCUGUAACGUUAUGUCUGAUUUAUCAUUAGUUACUAGAUUUGUUGUAUAAACUGUGUUGUGUUCGAACUUUGAAGCAGAAAUGUCACUAAUAGCAUUUAGUGGACUGAAACGUAGAACUGAAAAUUGGUAUUAUAGAAAAUAUAGAAGUAAUGAAUGUAUACCAUCGGAGUUACUAUCGAUAAACUGGAUGUUGGUGCUACUCAUUUUAUGGUUUUCUGGCCAGUGUGCCAAUUCAGAAGAAUAUCAUUGUAUGUGGUAUGGCCAAUGCAAUAUGGAUGCUUUUGGGAGGUAUCAAAAUUGUCCAUAUGAAGGUUCAGCAAAAGAAUUGGAGGUUGAUGGUCAGAAAUACCUUAAAAAGUGGUGCCCCCAUUUUUUUGAGGGAGAAGUGCCUGUAAUGAAAACUUGCUGUGAUACAAAACAGUUGAAGACUAUGGAUCAGAAUAUUCUAUUGGCAGCAGCUUUUCUGCAACGAUGCCCAUCAUGCUUGCACAAUCUUGUUAGGCACAUCUGUGAUUUUACAUGUGCAGUUGAUCAGAGUAGAUUUAUCAAUGUGACAGAUGUGGAGCACAAUGAUGACACAGGUAAAGACUAUGUUAAUGGCAUAGAAGUAUACAUAGGAGAUAAUUAUAUGAAUGGCACAUAUGAUUCUUGCAAGCAAGUGUCAGUGCCAUCAACAAGUCGUCUGGCCCUUGAUUUGAUGUGUGGAGAGUGGGGUGCAAGUCGCUGUUCACCAAAGAAGUGGUUCACAUACAUGGGAGAAGCUGAAGGCAAUCCGUUUGUCCCAUUCCAGAUUACUUACAUUGAAACAAACAAAACACUAGAUAAGUAUGUCCCAUUGAACCCAUCAAUAACACCAUGUAGCAAAGGAAUAAGCCCAGCUGUGCCUGCCUGUAGUUGUGUGGAUUGUGAAGCAAGUUGUCCUACUCCGCCACCAGAACCUGAGCCACCAAAACCAUUUACCAUAUUUGGCUUGGAUGGUGUUUCAGUCGUGAUGGCCAUAAUUUGGUUUGUGGGAUCACUAGUGUUCCUCACAGUUGUGUUCUGCUGUUGUGACAAUGACAACACCAUAGCAAACCUGGUUCGGGGUGACAGAGCAGAAGAGAUUAGACACACCGUUGGACGAAGACUGGCUGGUAGUAAUCAGUCUCGGAUUGCCCUUGGUGCAGAUGAGGAAGAAAGUCCCUUGCAAUCAAAAAGAUCUAGUGUGAUGAGUGCUGAAGAAGAAGAAUCAACAAAACGUGUGGACCAUGGUUCACCAUCUUUUCUGGAAAAAUUAGGUGCUGGAACAGAUGCUUUGUUGGAAGAAUUCUUUCAGUGGUGGGGCACAGGUUGUGCUCGUCAUCCUUGGCUUGUUUUGUUUGUGGGACUCUGUGUUGUUACUGGCAUGGGACAUGGCAUCAAAUACAUAAAAGUAACCACAAACCCAGUAGAACUGUGGGCUUCACCCCAUAGCAGAUCAAGAGUUGAACGAGAAUAUUUUGAUAGCCAUUUUGAACCUUUCUAUCGUACUGAACAAGUUAUCAUUCAAGCAUCAGGAUAUAAGUCUAUUGUUCACAAUACAUCAAAUGGACCCAUAGUUUUUGGACCUGCUUUCAAUGAGACUUUCCUAAUGACAGUUCUGUCUCUUCAGAAAGAAAUAGAAAAGAUUGGUAAAGAAGAGGGCAAUGGUUUGGAGAAAAUUUGCUUUGCACCCUUGACAUCACAAUUCACUGGACCACCCCAUGUUGAACAGUGUGUGGUGCAGAGUGUCUGGGGCUACUUCCAGGAUAGUGAAGAUACUUUUAAUGAAACUGACACAGAUCCAGAGGGUUUUGUUGUGAACUACUUGGAUCAUUUUGUGAAAUGCACACAAAAUUAUUACAAUCCUGAAUGCCUAGCUGAGUAUGGAGGCCCUGUAGAUCCAGCCAUAGCUCUAGGUGGCUUUUUGGAUGCUGGAGAAAUAUUAGAAGGUGAACCAAGAUAUGAGAGAGCAACAGCAGUGAUCCUUACAUUUCUUGUUAAUAACUAUCACAACAAGACCAAAUUGGGACCGGCUCUUGAGUGGGAGCAGAAGUUUAUUGAAUUCAUGAAGAAUUACACCGCACAGCCACAUCCAGAUAUAGAAGUUGCCUUUACAUCUGAGCGCUCAAUUGAAGAUGAGCUGGAUCGUGAGUCUCAUUCAGAUGUCAGCACCAUUCUAGUCAGCUACAUCAUUAUGUUUGCAUACAUUGCAAUUGCACUUGGACAAAUUCGCACUUGCAGUCGGCUGCUGAUUGACAGCAAAGUGACGCUUGGGUUAGGAGGAGUGUUGAUUGUACUUGCUUCCGUAGUGUGUUCAGUUGGGUUGUUUGGUUUUAUUGGUGUUCCAGCAACACUCAUCAUCAUUGAGGUAAUUCCAUUCUUGGCGCUUGCUGUGGGAGUGGACAAUAUCUUCAUUCUAGUGCAGACACACCAGAGAGAACCACGCCAUCCAAAUGAGAGCCACGUGUCACAUAUAGGCCGUGUUGUUGCCCAAGUUGGGCCAUCCAUGCUUCUAACAAGCUUGUCAGAGUCAUGUUGUUUUUUUCUAGGUGCUUUAUCAGACAUGCCUGCAGUCCGUGCAUUUGCUUUGUAUGCAGGAAUGGCCCUGCUGAUUGACUUUUUACUCCAAAUCACCUGCUUUGUCAGUUUGUUAGCUCUCGACACCAUACGACAAGCAGAAAAUAGGUUGGAUGUGUGUUGUUUCCUACAUGGCCCUAAGUCUGAAGUAGAUUCCAACUCUGAGGGAAUUCUGUACAAGCUCUUCAAACUUCUUUAUGUUCCUCUGCUGAUGAAGUCGGUGGUCAGAGCUGCUGUGAUGGUUGUAUUUUUUGGUUGGUUAUGCACAAGUAUUGCUGUAAUUCCUGACAUUGAAGUUGGUUUGGACCAAGAACUCUCAAUGUCUGAAGAUUCAUAUGUUCUUAAAUACUUCAAGAAUAUGAGCCGUUAUUUAUCCAUUGGGCCACCAAUGUACUUUGUUGUCAAAGGUGGUUUGAAUUAUUCAGAACCAGAAGUACAGAACUUGGUAUGUGGAGGGCAGUACUGCAAUCUUGAUUCUCUCAGUACACAGGUGUAUUUGGCCUCUAAGAAUCCUAAAAGAACAUACAUUGCUAGAGCUGCAGCUUCAUGGAUUGAUGACUAUAUGGACUGGUCAGCUCCUAAUUCUGGAUGUUGCAAGUUCUUUACACAGAACAAUUCCUUCUGCCCACAUAAUAUCCAUUCAGGCUGCUCAGACUGUGUUGUUCAUAUUGAUAACAAAACCAAUCGUCCGAUUCCAGUUGAUUUUGAAAAGUUUGUCCCAUUCUUUUUGCAAGAUAAUCCAGAUGAAAAUUGUGCUAAAGCUGGACAUGCAGCUUAUGGACAGGGUGUUAGAUAUAAAGUGGAUGAACAUGGCCUUGCACAAGUUGGUGCAAACUACUUCAUGGCAUAUCAUACAAUCCUCAAAACAUCAAAGGAUUACUACAAAUCACUGAAAUCAGCUCGCACAAUCUCAGCAAAUGUUACAGACUCCAUAAACUCGCAUUUGAAGGCCUUGGGUUACAGUACUACCAUUGAAGUGUUCCCAUACAGUGUCUUCUAUGUCUUUUAUGAACAGUACUUAACAACAUGGCCUGACACCUUGUUCAGCCUUGGAGUUUCGUUAGCAGCUAUAUUUGUAGUGACAUUCUUAUUGAUGGGCCUGGAUGUCUUUUCAUCCAUUGUGGUGAUUAUUACCAUCACGAUGAUUGUUGUGAAUAUUGGAGGCCUCAUGUACUGGUGGCAUAUUACGCUAAAUGCUGUCUCUCUUGUCAACCUUGUAAUGGCUAUUGGUAUUUCUGUCGAGUUCUGUAGUCAUCUUGUACAUACUUUUGCUGUAUCAGUAAAAGAAACAAGAGUGCAAAGAGCUGCAGAUGCAUUAACAAGAAUGGGUAGUUCGAUCUUCUCUGGAAUCACCCUGACAAAAUUUGGAGGCAUUCUUGUUCUGGGAUUUGCAAAGUCUCAGAUAUUUCAAGUGUUCUACUUCCGCAUGUAUCUUGGUAUUGUGCUUUUUGGAGCAGCGCAUGGUCUCAUUUUCCUUCCAGUGCUUUUAAGUUAUAUUGGUUCUCCCAUGAACAAAGCCAAAGUGGCCAACCACGAGAGACAUAUGCAACGGCUGCAGAUUCAGGAUAAUGCUGCUUGUGGGGAAACCUCGUUAAAUAGAGUAAGCAUCAGCAUGGGGAAGGGAGGGUCGGAGACAGCCGACUUAGGGAUGUGGUCACCUCACCCACACCUCCCGGGAAGGAAUGAUGUCUCGGAGACGGGGACAUACCGAAGCCUUUCUGGACAGUUGUCCACUGAAUUCUCCUGCUGACAUUAGUGCACUUAGCACAUCUCAUUCCCCCCUCAUGACUGGUCCACUCCCCAGUAACUACCACAGCAUAUAGCAGCACAACUUCCUCAUGGUACAUUUUACCAGUGAUAGUUAAUCUUGCUGCAGCCACUCACAGUUUGCUCCCAUAAUUACUCCCUACCCUUAUGUUUAUGUCACAAGAUCUCUCAUACUUGAACACUUGUACUAUAAAUGCGCCAUUUGAAGAAAACACAAAUAUGUCUGUCAAAUCUUGAACUGUCACAAACAAAAGUUCUCAAGCAUCACGAACAGAAGUUGUCCUCAAGCAAAGUUCUGUCUGCAGUAUUUCAUUGCCUAACGGUUUGAUACAUCCCUUAUCGCAGAUAAUAGUAUUCACUUUUCUUAUACUUCUGUAACUGCACCAGUUUGUGACAGUUGGGGAUAUUAUAUGAUUUCUUUACCAUCCUGUGCUCUCAUGCUUGGCUACAUUCUUACAAGCAGAUGACAUUUUCCAGUAACCUUGUCUGGUGCUGUCAUCAGUAUGACUCAGUAUCCAGCUAUUAAAUAAUGCACAUUCAGCCAUAUUUCCUACUUUGAGAAUUUUUUUCAAGGUGCUAAGCAAUGCAAGAAAGUGCUUUCUGAAUACUGACUGUUAUUGAAGGCUGCUUUAUUGUGCACGGUUUGUGGCAGUAUUAUUGAAGUUCAUAUUUUUGUCAGUACCAAACAAGGUUUUUUAUGUGUACCCACAUGACAGAAGUGAGCUUUCCAUGAAGACAAAUAUGCAGUGAUUUUAUAGCAAUUCAAGAUUAGACAAGUGGACUCUUUGUUUCUGUUGUGCAGUUUUGUUAUAGUGUCCAUAAAUAACUUAAUCAGUAGGAUAUUCUUGUGGUGGUGUUGAGUUUUCCUGAAAGUAAAACAAUGUUACUGUUUAGUAAGAUUUGACGUUCUCACAGUGGUGAGUGUGAAGAUGGCUGUCUUCUGGGUUGUAGUGCUGUGUAGUCUACAACUCAGAAGAUAGAUAUCUUAGUGUUGCUGUUAAAUUUACUUGCAUGGGCAUUUAUUUUUUAAUUCAGGAAAAAUUAGGAUUAGGUAAACUUUCAGUUUGAGAUCCCUUGCAGGCAACAGUAUAGUUCAACGUAGAACCCCCUCCCACCCUAGUAACAUUAGUGUCGUUAUUAAAUGCUGCAUACCUUAUAUUCCUUCAUAUAAUAGCAGUAUCAUCAGUCCAUAUAAAUUUAUUUCCCAUUACAGUUUGAUACAUAAGAACCCUCCAUAAUUCAGUGAACUUUAAUCCAGCAGAAAAUAACAAAAAUAUGUAUCCAUUUUGUACCCUCAACAAGAAACUACCUACUGUGCCUCAAGAGUAAUGACAGACAUUUGAAAGAAGAAAGCUUAUUGUUGAUUAAAUUCUUUAAUAUUUGCUAUAUUUUGUAUAUUUUGGUAUGAAUUUCUGUAAAGUGAUGAAGGGAAUGUUGUAGGAUUCAUUAGGUCAGUUACUUUUCUGUUACAAGCAAUUUUACAACCUUAUUGUUAUAGACUUACUGAGGCAUGUGUUAGAAUGGUAUUAUAUAUAGACUUAAUAAAAAAAGUGAUUUGUAAAGGCUAAGUAAAGUUUAUUUCCUGAUCAUAUUUGUUAGCACAGAAUGCUAAGAGUUUACAUUGGCACAUACAGUUUAAAACUUGAAAUAUUUAUAUUUAAAAGCAGGAAAAGUAAUAUUUACUGUAUGUAGUGAAAAGAGAAAGAAAGAGAAAAGUGUUUCAUAAAAAGCAGAACUGACCAAACAAAAAAUUUAUUUGAGAUAAUAUGAGACGGUCUGCAUAAUUAACAGUAGACACAAAUUAUACCUUGUGUAUGUGUGUGCUAGAGAAACUAAUGAAAUGUUAAACUGUGUUGUAAAAACCAUGUUACAUUGGAGCACAAUCAUAUUUUUUCCGGAAGAAAUACGUUCCAAUUUUAUCUAGUUUGUGGAUGUCUUUAUUUGCAUAUGUUUUUUAGACAAAUUCUGUAAAAUUUUGUGAAUAAUCAAAACCUUCAUUUUAUAUUGCCCUCAAAACUCCAAAUCUGAUUAUGGAUUUUUGUGGAAUGGUAUUUAUAAGCCUGUAUAAGUAGUAACUGUGUGUUGUUUCUGUGUCUGUGAUCAAAAUGAUGUAAGGAUGAAUUGUAAUAUAAUUAUAGAAAACAAAUUGGUA